This is a messenger RNA of Penicillium pulvis, 2676 nucleotides long. Its product is annotated as terpene synthase family protein. Gene Ontology annotation, molecular function: terpene synthase activity; magnesium ion binding. Gene Ontology annotation, biological process: diterpenoid biosynthetic process. The transcript is spliced from 4 exons. The coding region runs from base 1 to 2676 and encodes 891 amino acids. The record is from RefSeq and is a predicted model, not a curated record. Lineage: Eukaryota; Fungi; Ascomycota; Eurotiomycetes; Eurotiales; Aspergillaceae.
AUGGCCUUGCGGUUGGUCCAGGACUUGCUGCAACGUUGCGACCCAUCUUAUGGCAUUGGCACUGUGACUUCUAGUGUGUGGGACACUGCCUGGGUUUCAAUGCUACGUUCUAAAGAUGGAAAAUCAUGGGCAUUUCCCGAAUGCUUUGAGUAUCUGGUGAAAUCUCAAGCUUCUAAUGGAGGGUGGGGCAAUCCAUUCAGAGACAUUGAGCAGAUCUGCUGCUCCUUGGUAGCCAUAUUGGCAAUUAAAACUCGAUUGAAUACCCUAUGCGAAUACUCUGAGGAGCAGUGGCUUGAGAUUGAUCUUCGUUGCAGCCGCGCAAUCCAGUUCGUCAAAGAUAAUCUACCAUCAUGGAGCAUCGAUAAUACAGAUGACACCUUGCCUGUUGGUCUGGAGCUGUACCUCCCGGUUCUUCUGCUGCAACUGGAGAGAUACGGUGUUAGUUUCAAUGUCCCUGGAAUCGAGCGUGUCAAUAAAAUGCGCGAAAUGAAAUUGCGUAAGAUCCCAGCUGAAGCUUUGUACGGCGAGUCCAAACUGGCCGGGGCUUACUCGCUGGAGGGUUUCAUUGGACACGUCGACUUUGAUCAGAUCAACCACCAGAAAGGGCUUGGCUCAUUGUGUGCUUCGCCUGCUUCAACGGCAGUGUACCUGAUGUAUCGUUCUUCGUGGGAUGAUGAUGCUGAGGCAUAUCUACGCCAUAUCGUCAAUCUUAGCAUCAAUCAAGAGGGACGCGGUAUUCCAGACUUUUACCCAUCGACGACAUUUGAAACUUCGUGGGUUGUGUCAACCUUGCUUGAGUCUGGAUUCUGUCCGAACGAUUUCAGCCUCGAUUGCAGAGAGAAAGUCAUCACAAUGCUUCAAAGUGAGCUAAAAGAACAAGAUGGGGUUACUGGAUGGUCGAGAGGGUUACUACCAGACCCAGACGAUACGGCAAAAACGUUAUCUACACUAUAUCUUUUGGGAGCUCCGCAUUCCCCGGAUGCUUUAUUAAGAACAUACGAGGGCAAAGACCAUUUCUUCACAUACCCUCAGGAGCGGAACCCCAGUGUGAGUGUCAAUGCUAAUGUGCUCAUGUGCUUGCUCCAUCUGUCUCAAGGAGCGGACUAUAGCAUAGCAAUUGAAAAGUGUGUGCGCUUCCUUUGUGGCAGGUGGUGGGACGGACAGUUGCAGGACAAAUGGAACCUGUCAAUGUUCUACACUAUGAUGUUGAUCACCCGUUCCUUUUCCCACUACCUGAUCAAGCUAGAUGAAGGUCAUGUCAAGCCUCUACCUAAUGACCUUCUACACCACCGUCUACCAGCUGUCCUGGUUCAGGCGAUGAGUCGAGUUCUUCUCAUGCAAUGCCCAGAUGGCUCCUGGGGGCCGCACCAAUCCAAGGAAGAGACCGCCUACGCUGUGCUUCUCCUUCAGGAUGUUUGUUCACUACCAUUUACUAAGCAAUUCCGAGUGGUGUGUGAAGACGCUAUCAAACGUGCCCGUGAUUUCCUACGUUUGCGGCCAGAGCUGCCAUACAGCAAUCAUUUGUGGAACGCGAAGAUUACCUGCUACAUUCCAACCAUCAGUAAAGCCUAUAUACUGAGCGCCUUGAAUGGAAUGGCCUACCAUGAGUUUAGUGACACUAUUGAAUCACUUUUCGUGCUCCAGCCUGAGGUGGUAGCUAAGCAGGUCGCCCUUUACGCAAAACUGCCUUCUUUCGCAUCGGUCCCGCGAUGGAUGCUCGAGGCCUCGGCAAUAGAGGCCCAAUUCUUUUCUCAGAAGAUGCCAGACAUCAACAUACUAGAUCAGAAGCUUGCACUUGAUUCUGCUUACCACUUCAAUCUUGCACUUUCCCUGUUGGCCAAGGGGCAUGCCGCCUUCGUGGAAUACGAGAAAAUCGUCCAUGGAGCUUUUAGCGAAAUCGCCGUCGAAUACCCCCACCUCGUUGCUGAUACGCGAAACGGCAUUCCUCCUCCGAGUUCUUCAAUUUCACAGGCACCCCUUGAUGGCGUUGGUUUGAAUGAAGCAAUUGGUUAUUGCACUUCUUGGAUGUUGGAAAAUCCUGUCGUGAAACGAGCAAGUCUGUACGAUCGGACUAGCCUACUCGUGGAAGCCCGACAUGUGUGGCUGAGCAACAUGUUCCAAAUGCACUACAGCCACACGUUCCACGUCACCUGCCACGCAACAUCCGACAACUUCGCGGCAGUAGGCUAUCGGUUUCACCGCUGGGCUCAUGGAAUCGGAGCUGACAGCUCAUUUGCCCCUGUGCUCCUCGCUUUUAUCAUCUGCUUGGUGAGCACCGGCGGAGAGGAUGUGUUUCCUACCGCCAUCGGGAAGUACCUCGUGCAGGACUGGGCGCGACGGACAGCGGUCGAAUCAAGGCUGCGAAACGACUUUCCUACGUGGGAGAAAGAUCGCCAGAACAGUAACAUCAACUCUCUUGACUUCCUGGAGUUCCACAACGAGAGGAUAACCAGCCGCCGGGUCGAUGCGGCAAAGGAACAGCUGGGCCAGGUCAUCAAAUUUGAACAUGAUAUGGCUGAUAGAUGUUGGCAGAAACUGCGGGAUGUUGCUGAACCGCGAUCGGCAAAGGUUAUGGCUGGUCUUUGCUUUUAUCGCGCUGUGACGGAAGCCCACCUGGAUCUAUAUGCACUGCGUGAUCCUUAUCAGAGUUACAAAGCUGAUCCAAGUAAAGCAUAA